UCCCAGAGUUAGCGGCCCUGUAGUAGGUUGAGCCGCUUAAGAAACCUGGACAAGGGACACUCCUGCCCGGAGGCAGCGGGUGGGGCAGCCGCUGUAAACUCACUGAAGGUCUGAGGCAAGACAGCCCUUGAGCCCAGCAGUUUUGGGGAGCAGCAUGGAACAACGCAGUGAGAUCCAAUCUCUCUCUCUCUCUCUCUCUCUCUUUUUAGAUUUAUUUAUUCAUAUAUUUAAGUACACUGUAGCUGUUUUUAGAUGCACCAGAAGAGGACAUCUGAUCUCAUCAUGGAUGGUUGUGAGCCACCAUGUGGUUGCUGGUUGUGAGCCACAAUGUGGUUGCUGGGAUUUGAACUCAGGACCUUCAGAAGAGCAGUCGGUGCUCUUAACCACUGAGCCAUCUCUCCAGCCCCCCCCUUUUUUUUUUGGUUUUUCAAAACAGGGCUUUUCUGUAUAGCCCUGGCUGUCCUGGAACUCACUCUGUAGACCAGGCUGACCUCGAACUCAGAAAUCUGUCUGCCUCUGCCUCCCAAGUGCUGGGAUUAAAGGCAGACACCACCACCACCCGGCUUCUCUGGAUGGUUUUAAUGUUGUCUAGUAUAAUCAAGGGUUUUAGAAAUGGGUGACCCACACGUAUAGUAAAGGGCUACAGCUAUAUCUCCAACUCAAGAAUAAGAUUAAGUAGAAGGCUGUAUUUUUAAUAACUUGAACUUGGCUGAGCACUCACAUUCCAAUGUGCUUACACACACAUCACUCAGAUCCUGGGCUGUUUUAUUUUCCUGUAGAGGAAUUUUAAUCCCAAACAUGGCUGCUCUAGCAAGGGACCACAUCCAAAGAUCUUCUGGAAUACACAGACACAUCUUUAAUCCCAGGAGACAGAGGCAAGCAGAUCUCUGAGUUCAAGGUCAGCCUGGUACAGAGUAAGUUUCAGGUAAAGAAAAGCUUAGGUCCAGGCAUGGUGGUCCACAUCUUUAAUCCUAGCACUCAGGAGACAGAGGCAGGCAGAUGGAGCCAGAAGAUUAGAACAGAUGGCCAAAGUUAGUAUGAGGCCAAGCAGAGCAAUCCAGUCAGAAGCUGAGAGAAGCCAGUUUGAAUCAGUCAGCUUAGAGAGGAGUUUGGGCCAAAACAGCUGACUUGAACCAGUCAGACAGAAUUCAGAAAGAGCUAGAAAGGAUGGCCUUAUUCAAAAGUAAGCCUUAGAGGUUGAAACCAUUCUGGGCCUAGAGUAGAUUAUACAGAGUCUAGAAGCUUCCAAUCCUAGGCCUAGGUUAGCAGAUGGAAGCUGUAAGUCUCUGAGAUGACAAUUAUACCAGGUGAACAAAAGUUACUUUUACAUUUUUCCUUAGUGGGAAUGGAUUUCAUUACACUGAGGCUUCCUGUAGAUCAGCCUCACAUGCAAAAUGGCAGCUCAUGUGUGCUGCUGGCUCCCCUGACUUUGAUGACAUUAGCAAUAUCUCAUAUGUUGAUGCUAAUGGUAUAUGUCUGUGAUACCUUAGCCUAUGAAAUAUAAGGGAGAUGAGCAAAUUCCUAAAACAAACAUAAAAUGGGUACUCAUUGUUGUAUGCAAAUCGUACCUAAGUUGACUUCAUACAGAUGUUAAACCUGAAAGUCACUUUUGGGAGAUGGAAUAUGGGUCUUGACCAAGUUGUGUGAUGGUUAGUAAGCCUUGGGAAGCUACCCUCUGAAAUCGUAAAAAAGUUGUAUUCAUUUAUCAUCUUCCAAGCAUAAUCUAGGCUUCUGACAAAUUAGACCCAACCACUAUAUUCUACAUUCACUUGCAGGGGGUGGGUGGACCCUCCUUGGGAUUCCAAUUCCCCUUCAAACUCUGCCAAUCUGAAACACCGUAUGGCUUUGUGAAGGGCUCAGUGUAUCAGGAAUCAUGGGGUUUAUGCCGUGUCCUAAGUGCCCUCACCUGGGCCUGUAAUGGUUAGCCACAGAAACAAAGUCCCCCUUUGCUGGAACUGUCCCCACUAGUUCCCCCUCCUCCUAGCCUCUGUAUGGCCCUCUCCCGCGGCGGGCCUUCCUCAUUGGCCAGCCAAACACAACCGACUGUGGCAGCCAAUGGGAACCACCCUCCUGAACAUUCAGAGGGUGGGUGCUCGUGGUGUGAUGAGGGGAGGUUGGCGCCUGGUACGAGCCCCCCUACAUCUGGCAAGUCUUUGACAGAAACAGUAACACCCCCUACACACUCACGCCCGUGCCCCGUGUCUGCCUCCUUUCAGCUGCGUGGGGGCCCUCCACAAGCCACUGCGUUCACUGGUGUCCUGGCAGUGUCCUCCCCAAUUCCUUGGGCACCAAAGAGUGCACCUGCUUACUCAGUAAGACUGAAUACCUCCUUUUCCUAAGACUUGGUGGGGGGAGGCAGGGAACCACAGUGGCGCAGCUGUCAGUGGCUGUGGAGGUGUGAACAAGGUAUCUCAGAUCCCGACCCCUUAAUGCUGCACCGGACUCGAAACUCUCCUGCGAUGCCUUAGGGUACAGCGCUCUUUGUCUUCCCCAGCUGUGCUCACUGCCCACCGAGCCUAUGCGCUCAAAGUAGGGGUGGGAAGCCUGAAACCCACCACAGAACUGGGGACAAGAAGAGAAGGCUCGCCUGAGGCGCUGUGUUCCACACUCCUCAUCCCUUCCCUGUUGUGCUUAGGCUUUCUCCCUCCAGUGUGUCCCUGGGGUCCAGAAGGGGAGGGUCUAAGCAAAGGCGCGGCACAGCCUGAGCCUGCAGUCCCAGAGCUCACACACCGGCAGAAGGAGACCUCUCAAGGCUGGCCCAGUCUCCAUUUCUUCUCUCUCAAGCUUUUGUGUCUGUGCCUUUGAGCUGAAAGGAGGGUGCACUAGGAAAGGAGGAGGGGUGCCUGGGGUGAGAGCACCCUCUUCACGCGCGCGCGCACACACACGUUGCCGGCGCACGCACACACGGGCGGACACACACUUCCAGACGCGCGUGCGAGCACACACACAUACACACACACACACGCACAAAGCUCUCUCGCUUUGAGCGCACUAACGUGGCCGCUUUCUUUGUGUGGAGCCCUCGAGUGGGGUUGGGACCCGGGUCCUGUCCCGGGGAGAUGGCACAGCCCAUCCUGGGCCAUGGGAGCCUGCAGCCCGCCUCAGCUGCUGGCUUGGCAUCCUUGGAGCUCGACUCAUCGAUGGACCAGUACGUGCAGAUUCGCAUUUUCAAAAUCAUCGUGAUUGGGGAUUCCAACGUGGGCAAGACCUGCCUGACCUUCCGCUUCUGCGGGGGUACUUUCCCAGACAAGACUGAGGCCACUAUCGGUGUGGACUUCAGGGAGAAGACCGUGGAAAUCGAGGGCGAGAAGAUCAAGGUUCAGGUGUGGGACACGGCAGGCCAAGAACGCUUCCGUAAAAGCAUGGUUGAGCAUUACUACCGCAACGUGCAUGCCGUGGUCUUUGUCUAUGACGUCACCAAGAUGACCUCCUUCACCAACUUAAAAAUGUGGAUCCAGGAAUGCAACGGGCAUGCUGUGCCCCCACUCGUCCCCAAGGUGCUUGUGGGUAACAAGUGUGACUUGAGGGAACAGAUCCAGGUACCCUCCAACUUAGCCCUGAAAUUUGCUGACGCUCAUAACAUGCUCUUGUUUGAGACAUCAGCCAAGGACCCCAAAGAAAGCCAGAAUGUGGAGUCGAUCUUCAUGUGCCUGGCUUGCCGACUUAAGGCCCAGAAAUCCCUCUUGUACCGUGAUGCCGAGAGGCAGCAAGGCAAGGUGCAGAAACUGGAGUUCUCACAAGAGGCUAACGGUAAAGCCUCCUGUCCUUGUUGAAGCCAAAUGGUGUCAAUAUUCGAGAAUUACCACUGGAGUUUUUCCUUUCCCUUUUUUCUGUGCCUGCAUAAUACCUACACCUGCUUGUUUCCAUACAAACUAAUAUCAAAAUAAAAUUUGUAUAGAUUAUC
This is a messenger RNA of Mus musculus (house mouse), 3904 nucleotides long. It is a transcript of the gene Rab33a, whose product is annotated as RAB33A, member RAS oncogene family. Gene Ontology annotation, biological process: Rab protein signal transduction; antigen processing and presentation. The record is from RefSeq and is a predicted model, not a curated record. The coding region runs from base 3060 to 3773 and encodes 237 amino acids. Gene Ontology annotation, molecular function: GTPase activity; GTP binding; G protein activity. The transcript is spliced from 3 exons. NCBI's taxonomy places the organism in Eukaryota, Metazoa, Chordata, Mammalia, Rodentia, Muridae. Gene Ontology annotation, cellular component: plasma membrane.